Alnus glutinosa is the source of this 1144-nucleotide messenger RNA. RefSeq names its product glucan endo-1,3-beta-glucosidase 11-like. NCBI's taxonomy places the organism in Eukaryota, Viridiplantae, Streptophyta, Magnoliopsida, Fagales, Betulaceae. The record is from RefSeq and is a predicted model, not a curated record. The transcript has 3 exons. Gene Ontology annotation, biological process: carbohydrate metabolic process. The coding region runs from base 14 to 1144 and encodes 376 amino acids. Gene Ontology annotation, cellular component: plasma membrane. Gene Ontology annotation, molecular function: hydrolase activity, hydrolyzing O-glycosyl compounds.
CGAAGAAUCCAUCAUGGACUUCUGUCUGCUUAUUGUUCUUCUUGUUUCUACUACCGUGUUGCCUGCAAUGGUUUCCGGUUCCCUUGGAAUCAACUACGGUCAGAUUGGAGACAAUCUUCCGGCGCCCGAGCACGCUGUUCCUCUCAUUCAGUCCAUCGGUGCCACAAAGGUGAAGCUUUACGACGCAAAUCCGCUGGUUCUUGGUGCAUUCGCCAACACCGACAUUGAGUUCACCGUCGCGCUUGGCAACGAACGCUUAUCGGAGAUGCGCGAUCCACUGAACGCCUUAACUUGGGUGAGAUCGAACGUCCAACAAUACUUGCCCGACACGAAAAUUACCCGCAUCAUGGUUGGGAACGAAGUUCUGACUCUAGGCGACAUUGCUUUGAGCGACAGCCUCGUCGCCGCCAUGCAAAGCAUAUACGGUGCACUCGUUGCUUUAGGGUUAGACGAGAAGAUCAAGGUAACCACGGCACACUCCUUCAACGUGAUCGGAAACUCCUAUCCUCCAUCCGCCGGAGCCUUUAAUCAAGAUCUAACCGGCUAUAUAACUGAAAUCUUGAAGUUCCACAAGCAAACGGGUUCACCUUUCUGCAUCAAUAUUUACCCGUAUUUUGCAUACAAGGCAAACCCAAAGGAAAUUCCUCUUGCUUACGUUCUCUUUGAGCCGAACAACGGGGUUGUGGAUUCGAAUACCAAUCUCCUCUAUGAUAACAUGUUAUUUGCGCAGAUUGAUGCUGUUUAUUUUGCGCUAUCUCUGUUGGGUUAUAAGGAUGUCUCUGUUUGCGUGUCGGAGACUGGUUGGCCAUCGAAGGGCGACGCCGAUGAGGCCGGAGCUACACGUGAUAACGCAGCAAAGUACAACGGCAAUUUGAUAAAGAUGAUUGCUGAAAAUAGGGUGACACCACCAAUGAGGCCAGGCUCGGAUUUAGACGUGUAUAUUUUUGCGUUGUUUAACGAAAACAUGAAGCCCGGGCCAAUGUCAGAGAGGAACUAUGGACUGUUCAAGCCUGACACAUCGCCGGUCUAUUCCGUUGGACGACAGACCCCAGCAGAAUUAGUUUUCAAUUCAUCUGGCAUCAACUGCAUUGCUCUAAAGCUAGCUAAAGGCCUCAACAACCCUUUAUUGGGGCUUCAAUUAUAA